AUGGCGACGGGUACUUGCUGCUAUCAAACAGGCGCCUUUUGUGACUGCGCAAAAGACGUUAGGAAGAGCGCAGAGGAAGAAAGAGGCAGCAAUGGGUCGGAUGGCAGCGAGUGCCCGCCGCUCUGCGUCACGACGGUCGACGUAGGCCCACCGUCUCUGUUCAAAACCUUCCCAAGCGACAGUGGCCCUAUUUGCCGCAUCUGCCACGAAGGAGGCAGCAUGGAAACCCUCCUGUCCCCGUGCGACUGCACCGGCACGCUGGCCACGGUGCACAGGAGCUGCCUGGAGCUCUGGCUGUCGUCCUCCAACACCAACUACUGCGAGCUGUGCCACAAACACUUCACCGUUCAACGUAGACUCAGGUCUUUCAAACAGUGGCUGCACGAUCCAGGCACGAAAGAGGAAAGGAGGUUGGUGUUCUGCGACAUCAUGUGCUUCCUUUUCGUCACGCCGCUGGCCUCCAUUUCGGGCUGGUUGUGCCUCAAGGGCGUCAAGGAUGACCUUCAGCUGGGCAGCUUGCUGCAGAACACUGGCCUCAUCUCGCUAACCCUCGUCCUUUUCAGCAUCUACACCCUCUGGACCAUGGUGUGCCUGCGGUACCACUGUAAGCUGUACUCUGAGUGGAGAAGAAAGGAUCAGCAAGUGCAUCUGCUCAUUCCCAAAACCAAAGAGGCCGCCUCUUCCCAGAAUCCUUUGCAGUCCCCAUUGCCUCGCAACACACUUUCUCCCGAGACUUUAGUAUGA
Molecule: messenger RNA, 744 nt
Organism: Nerophis lumbriciformis (worm pipefish)
Lineage: Eukaryota; Metazoa; Chordata; Actinopteri; Syngnathiformes; Syngnathidae
Source: RefSeq, a predicted model, not a curated record